AUGUUGAUGCUGAAAGAAGUGAUGUCACAAAAGGUCAUCCUCAUCCUUCAUGUCCCCCCUCCCUUCGCUGGAUCAGAUUUUGUCCAAUCGCAGAGCAGAAGAGUCGUCGUCAUGGCGACCUCUUCUCCUCCCCCCUCGUCUCCUUAUACUCCUCCUCUCUCUUCUUCUUCUUCUCCUUAUUGGACAGACUUCAUGUGUAGAAUCGAUGCUGUAGGUCACUUUACUCGGCGGCGGGUUUUUGGCGCCGUGCGGGAUGAUGUCACUGUGAUGUCACGGCCGGGUUUUUGUUUUUUCGGCGCCACAUCAGGAGACAUUUCAACCCCGACUCACUUGAACAUGAACAGCAGUGCCAUUAAUCAGAGCAGGAGCGCGUCGGCGAGCGCCCCACAGAGUUACCCUCACUGUUGCCGACGGUGA
Messenger RNA from Xyrichtys novacula (pearly razorfish), 417 nucleotides. The record is from the annotation of a GenBank genome assembly. Lineage: Eukaryota; Metazoa; Chordata; Actinopteri; Labriformes; Labridae.